Symbiodinium necroappetens is the source of this 744-nucleotide messenger RNA. NCBI's taxonomy places the organism in Eukaryota, Dinophyceae, Suessiales, Symbiodiniaceae. The record is from the annotation of a GenBank genome assembly.
AUGGCUUCAGCGCCCCAAGCGCCCCAUCCCGAGGACUUCUAUGACUUGCUGGAAGUUGCGAGAGAUGCGGAUGCAGAGCAGAUCAAGAAAGCCUACAGAAGGCAAGCAUUAAAAUGGCAUCCAGACAAGCAGGAUGCUGCCAAUCGCGCUUAUGCCGAGGAGCGGUUCAAGCUCAUUUCGGAAGCAUACCAAGUCCUCAGCGAUACCGAGCAAAGAGCAGCUUUCGACCGCUUCGGGAAGGAUGGUAUGCGAGGGCCAGGCAGCUCUGGCCACAAUGACGAAAACUUCGGCAUGGCCGGAUUUGGGCCGUUUGCUGGCUUUGGAGGCUUCGGCCAUGGCAGCCCAGGUGUCCGUGUUGUCUUCACGCGCACCGGCCCAGAUGGAGUCAGGUAUACUGAGACGCGGACGGACGGUGACUCUUCCACUUUCGGUGUGUUCGGACGUCGCGAUCCUUUCGACCUCUUCCGCGAUUUCUUCAGCGAUCGGUCGAACCUAUUUGCAAACCAUGCGCCUGGCUUCGGCCAUUUCGGCCCAUCAAUGCGAGGUUCCGAGGAGGAGGAAGAGGAUGAGCUGCAGCGGGCUAUCAGGCUUUCGACGCAGACGGCAGAGGAGGAGCAGCAGCGUCGCCUGCGUCAGUUCCAGCCAGACAUGGAUGACGAUGCAGCACUACGUGCUGCGCUCGCGGCAUCAAGGUCACAUGCGCAGCAGAAAGAACCACAAACAGUGCCAACUUCUGUGAUGUGA